AUGCACUCUCCAGAUUACGCGAGCUUAAGAAAGUUGCUGAAUUUGGGCUUUAUCUUUGUUUUCCUUGUCUCUUUCUCCUGGCCCUCGUGUUUACGCUCUCAGCCUCUAUCUUACAGAGCUACGUUUUGCUACGUGUUUGUGCCGUGCAUGGAUAAGGAGACCUCGGUGGGAGACUGCAGAUACAGUUUCUGCCUGGCACAACAGGAAGGCCUGCUGCCUCCGGCUCCCAGGGAUCCUGUGGAGAGCUGCACGCUCAGAGUCUGGAGGGACUCUACGGGGAAUUUGUUUGCAAGACUUGUGGCUAGUUGUUUUUUAAGCAAGAGAUAUGUGGGGAACCUGUCAAGAGAUGUGACUGAAGCUCUAAUCCUCCAGCUGUUCAGCCAGAUUGGACCAUGCAAAAACUGCAAAAUGAUAAUGGAUACAGCUGGAAAUGAUCCAUAUUGUUUUGUGGAGUUCUAUGAGCAUCGUCAUGCAGCUGCAGCGCUAGCUGCUAUGAAUGGGCGGAAGAUAAUGGGUAAGGAGGUCAAAGUGAACUGGGCAACAACUCCCAGCAGCCAGAAGAAAGAUACCAGCAGUAGUACCGUUGUCAACACACUGCGUUCACAAGACCAUUUCCAUGUCUUUGUUGGAGACCUCAGUCCAGAAAUUACAACUGAAGAUAUAAAAGCAGCUUUUGCGCCAUUUGGAAGAAUAUCAGAUGCACGAGUGGUUAAGGAUAUGGCAACGGGAAAAUCUAAGGGAUACGGCUUUGUUUCCUUCUUCAAUAAAUGGGAUGCAGAGAACGCUAUUCAGCAGAUGGGUGGUCAGUGGCUCGGUGGAAGGCAGAUCAGAACUAACUGGGCGACAAGAAAACCUCCAGCUCCAAAGAGUACCUAUGAAUCAAAUACCAAACAACUAUCUUACGAUGAAGUGGUCAAUCAGUCCAGUCCAAGCAACUGCACUGUAUACUGUGGAGGUGUUACUUCGGGGCUGACAGAACAGCUAAUGCGCCAGACCUUUUCUCCAUUCGGGCAGAUAAUGGAAAUUCGAGUCUUCCCAGAUAAAGGAUACUCCUUUGUACGGUUUAAUUCCCACGAGAGUGCUGCACAUGCAAUUGUUUCUGUCAAUGGGACAACUAUAGAAGGCCACGUAGUGAAGUGCUACUGGGGCAAGGAAACACCAGACAUGAUCAGUCCAGUCCAGCAGAAUCAAAUUGGAUAUCCACAAGCUUACGGGCAGUGGGGUCAGUGGUAUGGAAACGCGCAGAUUGGGCAGUACAUGCCGAACGGCUGGCAAGUCCCUGCAUAUGGGAUGUAUGGGCAAGCGUGGAAUCAGCAAGGAUUUAAUCAGACGCAGUCUUCAGCAGCGUGGAUGGGAGCGAACUAUGGAGUUCAACCACCUCAAGGGCAGAACGGAAGCGUGAUAACUAAUCAAACUGGAUAUCGCAUGGCAGGUUUCGAAACGCAGUGAGAAAAAGACUCUGUAACCAAACACUGGUGGGCUUGAGGCUACAAGGAGUGUUGUAAAGCCUUUGUUUACCGAACAGAUUUACCAGAUCAAGUCAGUGCAAGUGUCAGAUACAAUGUAUUUAUUUAAGCAAAAAAGAAAAAAAAGCAUUUUUUUAAAUCAUGAAACUGUCAUCCACAUUGUUCGAAACAAAAAAAGUCACACAAAAAACUAGAUGCUGGAUGUCUGCCAACUUUUGCCUUCUUUUCCUCCUUUUUGAUAUGUGUUUCUCAAGAUCCACGUUUGAAACACAGCAAAUGCAGGGACUACUGCCACUUAAGAUUGGGGCAGAAAAUUGCACAAUGUCAAACUUUUUUUCCUCUGAAGUAGCGUGCAGUUUUAGUUUGCAUUCCUAAUGAUUUAAAAUGUAUUAUAAGCAGUUGUACAAAAAAAGCCAAAACCGUGUGAAUUCUGAAGAUGCUUUGUCUUCAGCCUUUGCACAAGUCUGUUUUAAAAUAGCCUAUUGUAUAAAGCGUCCACCUCUCCACUUUUGUUAUACCGGGUUUUCAGCUAUAAAUUAUUAGUUUACAUCAUUUUGUAUCGAAACAUUUUUUCAGAGUUGUCUUUGCCUUAUGACAGUUACCUAAAUUAUCAUGAAACGGGGAAGUGUGAUCUUCAGUGCUAAAUUGUCCGCAAAAUGCUCAGAUGGAUCUAACUUUAUUCACAUUGUGUUCUAUGUGAGAAGGUGCCUAGAGAAAUCCCUGUUGGACUUGUUCUAAAGGAUUUUUAUCUUUGGUGAAAAACUUUGUGAUGUGUACUGGGAAAUGUAAAAAAAAAAAAAAAA
Messenger RNA from Struthio camelus australis, 2269 nucleotides. The record is from RefSeq and is a predicted model, not a curated record. Lineage: Eukaryota; Metazoa; Chordata; Aves; Struthioniformes; Struthionidae.